CACUAUGGGAAAACUGAGACACCACGAAAGAAACUGAGGAGCCCAGAACAUCAAAGUGGUUUAACGGUUAGCCUAACCCUGAGUGUAAAGCCUAGUGAAUGUCAUGAUGGACUUGUUAGAAUCAUAGUAGGAAACGGUAGA
Messenger RNA from Racocetra persica, 141 nucleotides. The record is from the annotation of a GenBank genome assembly. NCBI's taxonomy places the organism in Eukaryota, Fungi, Glomeromycota, Glomeromycetes, Diversisporales, Gigasporaceae.